AUGAAUAUGUUGGAUGAUGGAGAUGACCAAAGCUUUCACGCUACGCGAGACGGCUACUCCCAUUUGAGCGAUGUCGAAUGGGAUGCGGUUGAACGGAUGGGUUCAACCAUGGGCAUCCAUGCUGUUAGCGUCAUGCUAGAGGCUCUCAAUAGAGAUGCCCAACAUGCUACUAUCGCCAAGUUCAUUCAAAAUGAACUUGACGCUGAACGCGAGAAAGUAGCCUUGCUUCACCAACAAGGUUCUCAACAAGCAGAGUUGUUGAGAGAACAGAGUGCUCAACAGUUUGAACUGUUGAGACAGCAGCAGGCUGCUGCUGGUGGGUCGAUGCACUCGCGUCGACCCGAAACCUUGAAGAUUGACAUCUCCAAGUAUAGGGAAGUCGAAGAGGACUCCCUCUUGUGA
Molecule: messenger RNA, 402 nt
Organism: Peronospora matthiolae
Lineage: Eukaryota; Oomycota; Peronosporomycetes; Peronosporales; Peronosporaceae
Source: the annotation of a GenBank genome assembly